Messenger RNA from Neltuma alba, 2468 nucleotides. RefSeq lists its product as uncharacterized. NCBI's taxonomy places the organism in Eukaryota, Viridiplantae, Streptophyta, Magnoliopsida, Fabales, Fabaceae. The transcript is spliced from 14 exons. The record is from RefSeq and is a predicted model, not a curated record. The coding region runs from base 72 to 1760 and encodes 562 amino acids.
CCCCAAAAACCCUGCUUCGAUCUCCGCCUCAGUUCAGAAUCAUAGCUGCUGAGUGCCUCAACAGAAACAAAAUGGUGCAAAAACCAUGGAAGAUAAUACCAAGACCCCUACUUGAAACCAUUUUAAACAACCACGUUCAGCACCCUCGCGUUCCUCAGCCUCUCAUUCUUCACGGACCGAGAGGCGUUGGAAAAACCACUCUCAUACUUGAACGCUUGCUCGGCGAUUGGAACAAAGGCCCCCACCUCACUGGGUAUGUAGAUUUUGCUGAAACCAUCAAAGAUCACCACCCACAAUACAAUCAGUCAUUUCCAUGGACUUCUUGGUCGAAUUGCCCUCCACCCCCUUUGUCAGAUUGCCGGAAGAAGCUUGAACACUGCCUCGAAUCCAUGGCAGAAAAGGGGAUCAUGCUUGGAACCAUCAACUCGCAGCAAAUAUUCACCACCCUGAACAAAUGGCAUGGUCUAAAUACAGCACUCAAGCGUAUACUGCGGAGCAGUAUUGGUUCAAAAACUGCUGUUUCAAGCAGGAUUUCGCUCUCCAGAUUGUGGGAUCACGCAAUUUUUGCUGUAUCUGAUCGAUGUAAUGCCAAUGAGAUUGAUCGGAUUUUGGGGUUGGGUGAGAAGGGGUGUAAUCUCUCUGUUGAGGAGGCUUCGUAUUUCAAGGAGGCAAUUGUGGCGCUGAAACUGGCAAAGGAGGUUAUUAAGGUUCAACAAGGCUGGAGAGCUAAUGCCAUUGCUCAUCUGAACAGGACAGGUGGGUUUUCAAGGUCUUUGGCACAUUGUUGUACUGACUGGCCCUGUUUAUUGUUGGAGUUGUUGUCACAAGCUGCUGAAAUUGAUCAUUUUCAGCCAAAGUUGGUUAUUAACAAUGUUGAAGUUUUGAAGCAUGCAACUCUAAAUGAUGAGUUGUCAGUUAGUGGACCGCUAUAUCAUGAUAGUUUGAUAUGGAGAAUAAUUGCUUUGGGUGUUAACGUGCGUAGUUUACCUGUGAUUCUGGUGACAUCUGAUAGUUACUAUCCAUACAAAGCUUUCUUGGAUUUUGGAUUCAUUGACAUAUUCGUCUCCCGUGAGGCCUUUGGAUGGACUCCACAAGAAGCUAAAAUGCACAUGGUUGCUGAUUAUUUCAGUCACUCUGAAUGGACAAUUCUUGCCGAGUUACUUGGGCCAAGCCCUCGACAUCUAUUUGAACUUUAUGUGCUCAAACAAAGCAAUUAUUACCAGAAGGUCGCUGGGGACAAGAGUACCUUUGAGGACAUUUUGGAUGCUUAUUUAGCAUAUUUGCAAAUUACUGUUGUAAAUCCUGCCAUGGAUAGAGCGUUGGAGAUCUUGCAGAAGUUUGCAAUUGAUGUACGUGCUGGGAAGGUUUCAAAAGAUAAAUUACGUUUUGGUGCUCCCUGGAGGCAUCCUCCGCGAACUGAUGAUCCUACAUCAAACAUGGAAUGGGCAAAGCUUCAACUAAUGGAUUUUGUUCAGUCUCUAGUCAAUACGGAAUUUGGGUUUAAUUAUCUGGCGGAUUGCAGUCUAGAAAUAUUUGAUGAUCCCUCUGCUACUGCACUAUUGGAGGUAGGUUUGCUUUAUGCACAAAGAGACCCAUCUUUCAUGCGCCCUAUAUCUAGAGGAAUCCAGAGGUGCCUUGUAAGAUGGCUUGUCCAGCAGCGGAUGGAACUGAGCUUCCAACACUCGAUAUAUUUCCUGUGGCAUAGGAUAAUACGUGGACGAAGUUAUCGUCAUUUGAUGCUGGAAGUUGGCUAUAAGUAGAGUGUGGGUGUUUGUUUGGAAUUGACAAGGUGAGGAAGUCUUCUAUGAAAUUCAUGGAAAUAUUUUACAUGAGGCUGGUGCUUACACCCGUGCCAAGGCUUUAUUUUUAGGAGUCGUUAAGUUGUGAGGUUGUUCUGACUGUAUCUAGUGCCUAAUUUCCAUCAAAAGGCUCAAGCCUGCCUGACUUCAACAAGAAUCUCUUCUGACACAUAUUAUGGCCUUGGUAUUUGACAAGGUGAUCCUCGGUUCAAUAAUUCCCUCCUUGAAGGAGGUCGUGAAUCCACUUACUUGGAUUAAUCGAUUUGUCUCUGCUUGUUUCAACACUGACGUUUCAAAGAUGAAUUCUAUAAAAAUGAACGUCUGAGCUCAUAAACAUCCCCUUUUUUUUAUUUUCAGUUUCUAUGGGGAUUUCAAGUGUACAGAUUUAUUUUCUGGGGACAAAAAUUCGAGUGAUAUAUAGGUUGUGUUGUAGUUGAGUUGUAUUUUUCAGGCCUAGGGAUGAGGGAUAGGGGUAUCUGUAGGUAAGCUAAAUAAUUCCGUCAGUAUCAUAUAUAUAUAUAUAUAUAUAUCAGAAGAACAAAGUGUAACUUAUGAUUUAAUUGGUGAGAAAGAUGGAGUUCUCCAGCCCGAAUGCCUGAUUGUGGAUCACUGUGACAUCGAAAUUUAUCAUCCAAUCAUGUCUUUAUAUGUAUAUUUGAUGGCUUUGAA